Messenger RNA from Drosophila suzukii, 1082 nucleotides. Lineage: Eukaryota; Metazoa; Arthropoda; Insecta; Diptera; Drosophilidae. The record is from RefSeq and is a predicted model, not a curated record.
CUCUCAGCCCAUCGAGCUCGGGCUGAAUAACACACACUCAUGGUGGUCUACAGCGAUAAGGUCGUCGCAAGCUCACAUAUGGAGAGAGCUUGUGGAUCGCGGGUCUGGCUGAGUCUCCAAGUUGGUAGCUAAGCAAAUAUCUCUGGUGGAUGAAAUUCGAACCAAUCUUGUUAGGCACGUGUAAAAAAGUAUUAAAUCUUUGGCUAGUCUUAAGUGGCAAUUUAUAAGACAUCUUAAUAUUCGAACAUAAACAGAUCCCACCAAAGCUAGCUCUGGUUUAUCACACAGCCUUAAAAACAAAAUUUUAAAGAUAACAUAUGUACAAACAGAAUCAAAAUACACAAACUUUUAAAUUAUGUGUGAGUCAAAGUUUUCAGAUCCUUCGUCAUUCCUCUAUUUGGACAUGCUGGCUGAUAUUUUAAUGCGGGACACCCUCGAGAUGGAAGUGGACUUCAACAAAAAAAUGGAGUUCAUCAAGGAGCAGGAGCAAAAGGUUUUGGAAAAUGCCAAAAAUGUAAGGGAUCCUAAUCUCAAUGGACCAAAUGCUGGGGCCAUAAACUGCAGUAUGCUUAAGUUGGAAAUGGAACUACAUGAGAACGAGACAAACUUGAUCGAGGCGGAGAAGGCAAUCACCCGAUUGGAGCAGACUUGCCCAAGAUCUGACAGCAAUGGUUGUCGGACGUAUCCCCUGGCACGAGCCACCUACGAGGAUUUGCAAUUACUCGUGUCCGCCGAAAAAACAGCCGCCCAGUGCAACACCAGGGAGGAGAUCGAAAUGUACAACCAAGAGGCCUCCGCGAAACUACCUCCCAAAUCUGUGAUUACCAAGAUCAUCGAUUAUCACAAUAAUAUCCUGAUCUUAUUGGAGAAGGAAAUCGAAAAGUUGCAGUGCGAGGUCACGAAGGUUCAGAGGGAGUUCGAAGAGCUAAAUAAGAAAAUGGAACCUAGCAAAUUGAUCGCUCAAUACCCCUGCCAACAGAACAACGACUUUAAGCCCAUGGUCAAAUGUGAUGUAAAACUACGCAUGUAAUCCACAAACUGAUAACACGAUAUAUACAUACGAGUAGUAUAAAUGCUUACAA